AAACAUCAAUACGGUGAGUACAGCUGCAGUAAUUUGACAUAUACGGCGACCUUUGGCGUGGAAAUGUGCUUUUAUUGGAAAUAUAGGAAAUCAUGGCACGACAACUUCAAGCACGCAGAACUGCCCAUCCCAGUAAAACCGCUUGGCUGGAGUUCACACAACUGGCAACCGACUACAACCCAGUGAAUCUUGGACAGGGCUUUCCGGACUUCUCCCCUCCCAAAUUUAUCCAAGAGGCUUUGUGCAAAGCCGUGAACGGAGGACACCAGAUGCAUCAGUAUACCCGAGCGUUUGGCCACGCUCCUCUCGUACACAUUCUGGCUAAAUUCUUCGGGAGGAUCAUGGGACGUGAGAUCGAUCCUUUAGAAGAAGUGCUGGUCACCGCGGGAGCUUAUCAGGCUCUCUUCUGUGCUAUCCAAGCUCUGAUUGAUGAAGGGGAUGAGGUCAUACUUGUCGAACCGUUCUUUGAUUGCUACCGGCCGAUGGUGAAGAUGGCCGGAGGAAAGCCAGUUUAUGUUUGUCUGAGGCCGGUGGAGGGGAGUGGCGUCCUAUCCAGUGGAGACUGGGUACUUUGUGCAGAGGAGCUGGCCAGUAAAUUCACUCCAUGCACAAAAGCCAUCAUCAUCAACAGCCCCAACAACCCACUGGGCAAAGUUUUUAAGACGGAGGAGCUCCAGAUGAUCGCUGAUCUGUGCAUCAAACACGACGUCCUGUGCAUCAGCGACGAGGUGUACGAGUGGCUGACCUAUGAUGGGAACAAGCAUGUGAAGAUAGCCAGCCUUCCUGGCAUGUGGGAGCGGACCGUCACCAUCAGCAGUGCAGGAAAGACCUUCAGUGCCACCGGCUGGAAGCUCGGAUGGGCCAUCACCUCUGCUCACAACAUGAAAUACCUGAAAAUCAUCCACCAGGGCUCUGUGUACCAAUGUCCUACAGUUACUCAGGAGGCCGUGGCUCGUGGGCUUGAGAGAGAGUACGAGCUGUUUGGCACUCCGGAGAGCUACUUCCAGCAGCUGCCUGCGAUGCUGCACCGGAAGAGGCAGAAACUGGCCUCGUGCCUGGGGAGCGUGGGGCUGCAGCCCGUCAUGCCGGAGGGAGGCUACUUUAUGAUCGCAGACAUCUCGUCUGUCAAGGUGGACUUGAGUGACCAGGGCAACGAGGAUGAACCCAAGGACUUCACAUUUGUGAGAUGGCUCACGAAAGAGAAGGGUUUAGCAACCAUCCCCGUCUCCACGUUCUUCAGCCCCGAGCACAGCCGGGAGUUUAGCAAAUACAUUCGCUUCUGUUUCGUCAAGGAGGACUCCACCCUGAAGGCAGCAGAGGACAUCUUAAGGAAGUGGAGUCAGACGCAGUAAAACGUGAAGCAUUACCCAUUUAUUUGUAACCGUCUUAGGGUGCCUCUUGCUUAAAGACAGUGUUCUCCAAAUAUUAAUACGCUUUUUGUAACUACUCAGGCUUUUAGAAGAAAAUUCGUUGUAAAUGUUCCUGUGAGAAUAUUUGAUGCGAAACACUCAAGUAAAUAAAUAAAGUUUUUAAGGAAUUUUAAACAGAAAUGUUGAUAUUCCGUCAAUAAGAGUCGUAUUUCUAGCAUAUUUUGAGGCAUUUGCAGCAACUGUGUUCAUGUGUUAAUGUGUUAAUAACUAUAAAUAAACAGUGUUACACUACAUGGACCGAUGUGAACGGUGAA
Pseudoliparis swirei is the source of this 1684-nucleotide messenger RNA. It is a transcript of the gene kyat1, whose product is annotated as kynurenine aminotransferase 1. The coding region runs from base 93 to 1352 and encodes 419 amino acids. The transcript is spliced from 12 exons. NCBI's taxonomy places the organism in Eukaryota, Metazoa, Chordata, Actinopteri, Perciformes, Liparidae. Gene Ontology annotation, molecular function: L-kynurenine:2-oxoglutarate transaminase activity; pyridoxal phosphate binding. Gene Ontology annotation, cellular component: mitochondrion; cytoplasm. The record is from RefSeq and is a predicted model, not a curated record. Gene Ontology annotation, biological process: biosynthetic process.